AUGUUUAGAAAUACUUUCCAGAGUGGGUUUUUAUCCAUCCUAUUUAGUGUUGGGACAAAGCCUCUGCAGAUUUGGGACAAAAAGGUUCGUAAUGGACACAUCAAAAGAAUUACAGACAAUGAAAUUCAGUCACUGGUUUUAGAAUUGUUAGGAAGCAAUGUUUCAAACACUUAUAUAUCUUGUCCUGCAGAUCCUAGAAAGGCAUUGGGCAUUAAAUUACCUUUCUUGGUGUUAAUUGUAAAAAACCUGAAUAAGUACUUCACAUUUGAAAUUCAGAUCCUUGAUGACGAGGGUGUCAAAAGACGUUUCAGGGCCAGUAAUUACCAAAGCACGACUCGAGUGAAGCCAUUUAUUUGCACUAUGCCUCUCCGUUUGGAAUCUAAUUGGAAUAAUAUUUAUUUCAACGUUGCAGACUUUACGAAGCGCGCAUACGGAACCAACUUUGUUGAGGUUCUGCGAGUUCAGAUUCACGCUAAUUGUCGAAUAAGACGUAUAUAUUUUUGUGAUCGCCUUUAUUCGGACGAAGAGCUGCCUGCAGAGUUCAAAUUAUACCUUCCCGUUCAAGUAAACCGAAACACUUAA
Messenger RNA from Schistosoma turkestanicum, 582 nucleotides. The record is from the annotation of a GenBank genome assembly. Lineage: Eukaryota; Metazoa; Platyhelminthes; Trematoda; Strigeidida; Schistosomatidae.